UUCUUUCAUUUUUAUUGUUUUCCAAUUUUUGUUAGUGAUCUUCAAUAGCGGCAACAAAUCCUUCUGUUAACAUAUUUACAGUUGCCUAAGUUCAGGGGGUUUGACGUUUAGCAAUUGCGCUCUUAUUUCCAGUGAAAGAUGAGUUGGGCAUCUCUUUAUCUCUGGCCACUGUUCUUGUAAGGAAGGUCACUGAAUGCAUUAUGAAUAAAUUUGUAUUGCCAAUGUAUGUAUGUAUAUUACAAUACAUAACUUAGAUAAAUAAAUCACAAUGCAGAGUUUGCAUUUCAUGUAUAUGUUUACUUGUUUUGAAAUUAAAUUAAACACAAGUAAUUUUAUAAUGCAAUACAUAAAAGAUAAAAUACCAGGUUAGCUGCAUUUUCCUAUCUGGCUAAGCAUUGGAUAAUCACAGUUAAUCAACUACAAUAUAUCGAUAAAUAGAUAAGACACCUGCUAUAAAAGGGCCUAAGUUUAGGUAACGCUAUGUUAGUUAUAUAAACAUAUUCCUGCAACUGAUCUGUUCCAACAGUAAAAUGAUAGAACUGAAAAUAUUUAAAUACCUUGCCAUCAUUUUUACGGUAACUACUUGGAGCGAAGGAUUUAUAAAUAGCACGAUGACAGCUCUACAAGAUUCACAGCGUUGCUAUAACAAGCCUUAUGGUUAUAAGAUUUCCGAUACAACUGACUGCUUUGGAUAUUUUAUUUGUCAUGGCGAUAUGAUCAUACAACAAUAUUGUCCACCAGGACAGCGAUUUUAUGCUUCCUCGCAGAUGUGUCAGAUUGGAAAGUGUCCGCCCUGUGACUGUGAGAUUGAUUGUAGCAAAGCUCCUGAUGGCACCUUAUUUGGCGAUUGUACGCAUUGCCGAUUCUUUUGGCAAUGCGUUAGUGGACGAGCAGUGCAUCGCUUUUGUGAGCUUGGUAAGUGGUACGAUCGUGCUAAAUACGUUUGCAAUUAUCCAGUCUUUGUGACAAACUGUGCAGCUAAUCAAGAUUAAAAAUAUAUCAU
Bactrocera oleae (olive fruit fly) is the source of this 1003-nucleotide messenger RNA. The record is from RefSeq and is a predicted model, not a curated record. NCBI's taxonomy places the organism in Eukaryota, Metazoa, Arthropoda, Insecta, Diptera, Tephritidae.